AUGGAUACAAAUAAUCUACCAUGCCAGUAAAGUAAUGGAGCUCUAAUUGUUUUAAAUUCUGGUUACUAGUUGGAUUUUCCUAAAAAUCUAUUAAGUUUGAAUAAUAACUACAAUAUUUAUGCUAUUGCUACAAGAAAUUCUGAUUUUACAAAUACUUAAAAGGCUGGCAUAAGCAUAUAAACUAUAUCUGCUCAGUUACUUUAUACUAUUUAAAAUCAGUAAUAUCCCAGCUCUAUAACUGUUUCUUAUCAAGAUAUAAUUUCAGUGUAUCUAGGUUAUACUUUGAAUAAUACACUUAUUAACUAUACAGUCAGAAUAUUUAAAGAUAAAUACACAAUGAGGAGUAUAUAUUCCAAUUCAAGUGCUAUUUCAUUUAGUAUCUAAGAUUACUUUCCCAAUCUAAGCUUUUCAAUUAAUUCAAUAACUGACUUAACUGUGCAAUUCUAAGCUACGGAUACAUACUAUUAGUCUACAAUUGCUUCUACUACUCAACUAGAUGUUAAAUACGUAAUCCACCCUAGUAAUGCAGUCUGGGAUUCAGUGGUUCAAAUAGUUUUAAUGGAUUCAAAUACUUAAUUACAGUUUUUACUAUUAACUGCUAAUUUGAUUCUUAAUAUUAACCAUACACAUACCAAUACUUCUAUUACUAAAAUAAUACUCAACUAUAAUAAGAGAUUUAAAAUCCUUAAAUAAUAAAUAGACAAGAAUUAAGCUUAGUUUAAAGUAAUUCUUAAAUCAUAACAUAUUUCCUCCAGGUAAUAUUACAAUAAUGGUGGUUGUGCAAGGCUAAUACUCAGUUCAAGCAAAUUUUACUUAAUAUGUAUAAGUUAAUGA
Messenger RNA from Tetrahymena thermophila SB210, 834 nucleotides. RefSeq lists its product as hypothetical. The record is from RefSeq and is a predicted model, not a curated record. The transcript is spliced from 2 exons. NCBI's taxonomy places the organism in Eukaryota, Ciliophora, Oligohymenophorea, Hymenostomatida, Tetrahymenidae.